AUGUCAUAUCCGGACCAAGCAAAGAAGUUUUUAUCGCACAUUGACUCAUCGACGUCAGGAAUUUCCGUUUUAAAGCAAUUCGAAGCGCAAACAGGACUUCCAAGGUCCUACGCCGUCUUAGGUGCCGUUGGUGUCUAUUUUGUUUUAAUCUUUUUAAAUGUUGGUGGAAUUGGACAAUUAUUAUCUAACAUUGCUGGCUUCAUUAUUCCAGGCUAUUUUUCUUUAAUUGCUUUGGAAACGACCUCAACCAAAGAUGAUACUCAAUUGUUAACCUACUGGGUAGUAUUUGCAUUCUUGAAUGUUAUAGAAUUUUGGUCUAAGGCAAUCUUGUAUUGGAUCCCCUUUUACUACCUUUUUAAGACCGUUUUCUUACUCUACAUUGGUGUACCUGCCUUUGGUGGUGCCACCUUAAUAUAUGGUACCUUAAUUCAGCCAUUUGCUAAAAAGUAUGUGAGAAAGGAUAUUGCAAAGGAUAUUAACGAUGCUGCUGAAGGAGUAUCCUCCUCAGUAGAAAUUUGA
Molecule: messenger RNA, 519 nt
Organism: Priceomyces carsonii
Lineage: Eukaryota; Fungi; Ascomycota; Pichiomycetes; Serinales; Debaryomycetaceae
Exons: 2
Coding region: 1-519 (172 amino acids)
Source: RefSeq, a predicted model, not a curated record